AUGUUGGGCUCAUUGAAUUCAACUUCCCACGAUCAAGAAGAAGAGGACCCCUCCGCCACAGAUCUACAACAACAGCAGCAGCAGCCAUCGCAUUCAACAGGAUUCACCUCAAACUCACACUCCCAGCAGGCAAUACACAUGCGUCAAUUACUCAUCAGUUGCGCAGAGCUCGUCUCUCAAUCCGACUUCCCCGCUGCUAAUCGCCUCCUCUCCAUUCUGUCCUCCAACUCAUCCAUUUAUGGCGACUCCACCGAGAGGUUGGUCCACCAGUUUACCAAAGCCCUUUCCCUGCGCAUCAACCGUCUUCACUGUCCUGGAAGCCUGCUGAUGAUGAUGAAUAUCAACUAUCCAAUUGCUGCUGCAACUGCAACCGCUACUGCCAUUGCCAAUUACGACAUUGAUCCGUCUCUACAGUCAUGUUAUCUUUCCCUAAACCAAAUAACCCCAUUCAUUAGAUUCGCUCAUCUCACAGCCAACCAGGCCAUACUCGAAGCCAUACAAGUAGGGCAACAAUCCAUACAUAUUCUUGACUUCGACAUCAUGCACGGCGUGCAAUGGCCCCCCUUGAUGCAGGCAUUAGCCGAACGAUCUGCAAAUAACCUCCACCCUCCACCCAUGAUUCGAAUUACCGGAACCGGUCACGACUUGAACAUCCUCCAGAGGACUGGCGACCGCCUUUUCAAGUUUGCACAGUCUCUUGGCCUCAGAUUCCAGUUCCACCCUCUUCUAGUCCUCAACAACGACCCUACUUCGGUUGCUCUGAACCUUCCCUCCACGCUUACAAUCCUUCCGGAUGAGGCACUGGCUGUUAACUGCAUGUUUUAUCUACACAGGUUACUCAAAGACGACUCUCGUGACCUGCGCCUUUUCCUUCACAAUAUCAAGGCCAUGAAUCCCGCGGUGGUGACGAUCGCUGAAAGGGAAGCCAACCACAACCACCCGCUCUUCUUGCAGAGGUUUAUCGAGGCCUUAGACUAUUACACAGCCAUCUUCGAUUCCCUAGAGGCAACCCUGCCUCCUAACAGCCGGGAGAGACUAGCCGUGGAGCAGAUAUGGUUUGGCAGAGAAAUUGUCGACAUUGUGGCUGCAGAGGGAGAGAAUAGAAGAGAGCGACACGAGAGCCUGGAGACGUGGGAGGUGAUACUUAGGAGCUCAGGAUUUUCCAAUGUUCCGUUGAGCUCAUUCGCACAUUCACAGGCCAAGCUUCUCCUUAGGCUCCAUUAUCCGUCUGAGGGUUACCGGCUUCAAAUUCACAACAACUCUUUUUUCCUAGGUUGGCAGAAUCGUGCCCUUUUCUCUGUAUCCUCCUGGCGCUAA
This is a messenger RNA of Theobroma umbraticum, 1317 nucleotides long. RefSeq names its product GRAS family transcription factor (gene LAS). The record is from RefSeq and is a predicted model, not a curated record. Lineage: Eukaryota; Viridiplantae; Streptophyta; Magnoliopsida; Malvales; Malvaceae.